AUGGUCAAAACUCAAGCAGGUAUAAUUGUUCUCAUUACGUUUGCUUCCAUUCUGUCCAUUGUCAGUGAACUCCAACACAUUCUGGACAAGAAAAACAUCUGCCAGUGCUUGCUGUUUGUCUAUGCUCUUUCCUCAGCUGUCCCCUUCCCUCUAAGUCACCGUCUGACGAUGAAGGAGGUCAUCGACAGUGAAGGGAAGCCUCGCGUGGACCUGCUCAAGGCCCACCUUACCAAGGAGGGACGCGUGGAGGAGGCAGUCGCACUGCGUAUCAUCAAUGAAGGCGCGGCUAUCCUGCGCCAAGAGAAAACUAUGCUGGACAUAGAGGCGCCAGUCACAGUGUGCGGGGACAUCCACGGGCAAUUCUUUGACCUUAUGAAGCUGUUUGAAGUGGGGGGGUCACCAGCCACAACACGGUACCUGUUCCUUGGGGAUUACGUGGACCGUGGCUACUUCAGCAUUGAGUGUGUUUUAUAUCUUUGGUCGCUGAAAAUCCUCUAUCCAAAGACGCUAUUUCUACUGCGAGGAAAUCAUGAAUGUAGACAUUUGACAGAAUAUUUCACCUUCAAACAAGAAUGUAAAAUAAAGUACUCAGAGCAGGUGUAUGACUCGUGUAUGGAUGCGUUUGACUGCCUUCCCCUGGCCGCUCUCAUGAACCAACAGUUUCUGUGCGUCCAUGGUGGACUCUCGCCGGAAAUACACACCUUAGAUGACAUAAAGAAGCUGGACCGGUUCAAAGAGCCCCCAGCCUUUGGGCCUAUGUGUGACCUGCUGUGGUCUGACCCUCUGGAAGACUUUGGCAAUGAGAGGACCCAGGAGUUCUUCAGCCACAACACGGUCCGAGGAUGCUCUUACUUCUACAGCUAUCCGGCUGUGUGUGAGUUUCUACAGAGCAAUAACUUACUAUCAGUCAUACGAGCACAUGAAGCACAAGACGCUGGCUACCGGAUGUACCGCAAGAGUCAGACUACAGGAUUCCCCUCCCUCAUUACCAUCUUCUCAGCACCAAACUACUUGGAUGUUUACAACAACAAAGCUGCAGUACUUAAGUAUGAGAACAACGUCAUGAACAUCCGGCAGUUCAAUUGCUCACCCCAUCCCUACUGGCUGCCCAACUUCAUGGACGUCUUCACCUGGUCUCUGCCCUUUGUUGGAGAAAAAGUCACAGAAAUGUUGGUGAACGUGCUGAGUAUCUGCUCUGAUGAUGAACUAAUGAAUGAUGAAGACGAGCUCUUUGAUGCCAAUGCAGCUGCUGCACGCAAGGAGGUGAUCAAAAACAAGAUCCGCGCCAUUGGGAAGAUGGCCAAGAUGUUCUCGGUUCUCAGAGAAGAGAGUGAAAACGUGUUGACACUUAAGGGUCUGACGCCCACCGGCAUGCUGCCAAGUGGGGUGCUCUCUGGGGGCAAACAGACACUGCAGAGUGCCACUAUUGAGGCCAUCGAAGCUAUCGAGACAGAAGCUGAGGACGGAGAAGCCAUCCGGGGAUUCUCACCCCAGCACAAGAUCACCAGCUUUGAGGAGGCUAAGGGCCUCGAUCGCAUCAACGAGCGCAUGCCACCACGCAAGGAUGGAGUGAACCAUGUGGGCCACUCCAUGGGAAAAAUGAACAUGUCGGAGGCAAAUGGCACCGAUGACAACAGCAACGUCCAGUGAUGUGCUGUCUCAGCCUCUCUGCUGCUGACACAGCAUACAGCAAGACAUUGCCAAAUCACAAUAUCAGGCCUCAGAAUAUAAACAGAACCAACACAGGCCCACAGACAGUACAUGAAAACAGGGCAGGAAAUCUAAAAUAGGUGAAAAGGUAAAUAAUUUUAUGUCACUGCACUGGCGAGAGAGGGACAGAAUCUAGAGCAGGAUCAAGGAGAACUGCAAAAGGAACCUAUUUGGCUGACGUGUACUUUAAAGUUGUAUAUGUCUGUUGUUCUCAAUCUUAA
Molecule: messenger RNA, 1931 nt
Organism: Lampris incognitus (smalleye Pacific opah)
Lineage: Eukaryota; Metazoa; Chordata; Actinopteri; Lampriformes; Lampridae
Product: protein phosphatase 3 catalytic subunit alpha-like
Exons: 14
Coding region: 1-1650 (549 amino acids)
Biological process (GO): calcineurin-NFAT signaling cascade
Cellular component (GO): cytosol; calcineurin complex; cytoplasm
Molecular function (GO): calmodulin-dependent protein phosphatase activity; calmodulin binding
Source: RefSeq, a predicted model, not a curated record